GUAUCCCCGCCUGGCCCGGCGGAUUACUGCAGCAGCUGCGGCGUGUUCCUCGCCUGAGAGUUGUGCCGUGCAUAAUCGGGAACAGUGAACUUGGCCACGUACCUGUUGCUCUGGACCACAGUUGCAUGCAUGCUGCUACGCUGCAAGGCACAGCCAUGCUUGCUCCUCGCUGCUGCCUGCUUCGCUGGAAUUAAAACGGCAACUUUCCCCCAGCAGCUGUCUUGACGGCACGUUGCCGCGAGAGCGCGCACCGUGCCCAGCCGUGCGCAGCAGCCGACGCUGCCGCAUGCAGCGAGAGGCCGCCUGCCCGUGCUGCCGCCUGCGCUUGGCCCUCCUGGCGCAGAAGAUCGACAGUCGGCCAGACAGACAAAACGCACCGCAAGGCUGGAGUUUAUCCCUCCUCUGCCGGAGAGGCGCGGGAGCGCCGUGGCGGAGGCAAGAAGGAAACGCGGCAUUAGCAGGCUCCGUGUGGCUCGCCCCGUGGACCGCCCCGUCGUGUGGCCCCGAGCGGCUCUCCAUGCUCCGGGGGGGCAGAGUCGUCUGACGCGGCUGGGCUCGUGGAGGGCUCCCCCGUGAUCGCCGGCCCAGGACGAGGCCCUUGCGGGCGAAAGCGGGGAUGCCCACCCCUCCUCAGGCCCCCGGGGAGAAGGAAGCGGAGAAGGUGGCCCAGGUCACGCAGCCUCAGAAGCUGAGUGGGGGCAUGCAGGCGGACGAAGGCACCGACUGGCUCCUGGAGCUGCUGACCGAGGUGCAGCUGCAGCAGUACUUCCUGCGGAUCCGCGACGACCUCAACGUCACGCGCCUGUCGCACUUCGAGUAUGUCAAGAACGAGGAUCUGGAGAAGAUCGGCAUGGGCCGGCCCGGUCAGAGGCGGCUUUGGGAGGCAGUGAAGAGGAGGAAGGCCGUUUGCAAGAGGAAAUCCUGGAUGAGCAAGGUCUUCAGCGGGAAGCGGCCUGACUCGGAGUUCCAGCCCCCGCCACAGAGCUUGCCAGGCAAGAGGUCCACGCCGCCGCCCCUUGAGGAGGGGCAGCAGCAGGCCCUGACCUGCCUGAUCAGCGAGAAGGACCUGAUCCUCUUUGAGAAGCUGGGUGACGGCUCAUUCGGGGUGGUGCGGCGUGGGGAGUGGUGCGCACCCUCCGGCAAGCUGCUGAACGUGGCGGUCAAGUGUCUGAAGACGGAUGUGCUCAGCCAGCCCGAGGCCCUGGACGACUUCAUCCGCGAGGUCAACGCGAUGCAUUCCUUGGACCACAUGAACCUCAUCCGCCUGUACGGGGUGGUGCUCUCCAACCCCAUGAAAAUGGUCACGGAGCUGGCCCUGUUGGGCUCCCUGCUGGACCGCCUGCGCAAGAACCAGGGGCACUUCCUGAUCGCCACGCUCUGCCAGUACGCCGUCCAGAUCGCCCGGGGCAUGGCCUACCUGGAGUCCAAGCGCUUCAUCCACCGCGACCUGGCCGCCCGCAACAUCCUGCUGGCCGCCAACGACCUGGUCAAGAUCGGCGACUUCGGGCUCAUGCGGGCCUUGCCCAAGAACGACGACCACUACGUCAUGCAGGAGCACCGCAAGGUCCCCUUCGCCUGGUGUGCUCCCGAGAGCCUGAAGACCCGCACCUUCUCGCACGCCAGCGACACCUGGAUGUUUGGAGUCACGCUGUGGGAGAUGUUCACCUAUGGGCAGGAGCCGUGGGUCGGCCUGAACGGAAGUCAGAUUUUGCACAAGAUCGACAAGGAGGGAGAGCGGCUGGCCCGGCCGGAGGACUGCCCCCAGGACAUUUACAACGUCAUGCUGCAGUGCUGGGCGCACAAACCAGAAGACCGGCCCACCUUUGUGGCCCUGCGGGACUUCCUGCUGGAGGCGCAGCCCACGGACAUGCGGGCCCUGCAGGACUUCGAAGAGCCGGACAAGCUCCUGAUCCAGAUGAACGACAUCAUCACAGUCAUCGAGGGCAGGGCUGAGAAUUACUGGUGGCGGGGCCAGAACAAGCGGACGCUGAAGGUGGGCCAGUUCCCGCGGAACACGGUGACCUCGGUGGCGGGGCUCUCGGCGCACGACAUCAGCCAGCCGCUGAAGAACAGCUUCAUCCACACGGGCCACGGAGACACCAACCCGCAGCAGUGCUGGGGCUUCCCCGACAAGAUCGAUGAGCUGUACCUGGGCAACCCCAUGGACCCCCCGGACGUCCUAGGGAUGGACUGGAAUGCCGCACGGCCCACGCAGCUCCCCGGAAGGAACAGAAGGGAGCCGCCGCCCCGGCCACCUCAGCCCUCGAUCCUUCUCAAGAAGCCCUCCUACGACCCCGUCAGCGACGCGGACGCCACGCUCUCCGCCGGUCUCAGGCACCUCUGCCUGAAGAAGAAGCCGGGACCGUCCAGGGGCCUGCGCCCCGCCAAGCCGUCGGCCUUGGUCGCGGGCACCAAGGUGGGCGAGCGCCUGCUGCUGCCACGGAGCAGAGGGGGCGCCUUGCCCGGGAGCGAGGUGACGCUGAUAGACUUCGGCGACGAGCCCGUCCCCACCACCCCGUCCCCCGUGGGGGAGCUCUCUGCGCCGUCGCUGGCCCGGCUGGCUUUGGAGGCCUGCUCCCUGCUGGACAAGACCCCCCCGCAGAGCCCCAGCCAGGCCCUGCCCCGGCCCCUGCACCCCACCCCCGUCGUGGACUGGAACACGCGCCCCCUGCCCGCCCCGCCCGCCUACGACGACGUGGCCCAAGACGAGGAGGACUUCGAGGUGUGCUCCAUCAACAGCGCAGAGGGGCUGGCGAGGCCACGGGGCGGCCGGAAGGGCUGGGGGGCGGGGGAGACCGGCAGCGGCCUCUCCCCCGAGGGGGAGCACGCGGCCCCCCUGCUGGAGGACAACCUCUUCCUCCUGCCCAAGGGGGCCAAGCAGGCCAGUCCCGCCCAGACGACGGAGAUCUUCCAGGAGCUGCAGCAGGAGUGCAUGAAGCACCUCAACGUGCCCCUGGCCGCCCCCUCGGGGGCCUCCACUUCCAGCCCGGGGGAGGACAAGCCCCAGGUCCCCCCGCGGGUGCCGCUCGUGCCGCGGCCCCCCUGGCGGGGCGAGCACGGCCAGCGCUCUGGGGAGCUGUCGCCGGCCUCAGGGGGCGAGGAGGACCGCCCGCCCCAGAUCCCUCCCCGGGACCCCCUGUCCCAGCCCGGCUCGCGGACCCCCAGCCCCAUGGCCCUGCAGGGGGGGUCCCCGCAGCCCCGAGCCAACCUCUGCUCCCCGCUGUCCCUGAACGCCUUCCUGUCCACCUCUCCCGGGAAGCCGCUCAUGCCCACCACCCAGAGCUUCGCCCUGGACCCCAAGUACGCCACCCCCAAGGUCAUCCAGGCGCAGGGCAAGGAGAACGCCAGGGGGCCCUGCAUCCUGCCCAUCGUCAAGGACGGCCGGAAGGUCAGCCACACGCACUACUACCUGCUCCCGGAGCGGCCGCCCUACCUGGACAAGUACGAGAAGUUCUUCAAGGAGGCCAAGAGCCCCGAGGAGGGUCCACCGCCGGCCCGGGUGGUCACCACGGCCACCGUGCGGCCGAUGGUGCAGCAGCCGCCGGACUGCAAAGCCAACUUCUCCAACAACAGCAACGUCGCCGUCAAGGCCACGUGCGGCCUUCAGAAGAUCAUCUACGACGGCUCGGACGGCCCUCGGCCCUCGGAUAAGAUACGACUGGUCCAGGAGAUGGUGCACGGCGUCACCACAGAGGAGUGCCAGGCAGCCCUGCAGAAUCAUGGCUGGAACGUGCAGAGAGCCAUUCGGUACCUGAAGGUGGAGCAGCUCUUCUGCCUGGGACUCAAGACGCGACAGGAGUGCCACAAAGUUCUGGAGAUGUUCGACUGGAACCUGGAGCAGGCCAGCUCCCACCUGCUGGACCCCUACAGCGCCUUCCGGCUCAAGCGAUGACCGCCCAUCACCCUGUGAAGCAGAAGCAGCAGCAGCCGGCCAGCGGUGGCGGCUCACGGCUAGUGCUCUCCUGGAGACCGUCUUCUUCCAGGCGUGCGGACCAAGAGCUGGUUCCAAGGUGGAGGACGAAGGAACGGACGAGAACAAGGCUGGGGAUGCCCGGAGCCGCUGGGACGAGGCCGUGGGCGCCCCGCUGCCGCAGACGCAGGCGGUCCCGAGUGCGCUUGCGUUUCCCCGAUGCCCACUCCUGCGUGCUAUUCCCGUCGCUUGCUGUCAAAUUUAUUUUGUAAAGAGAAGUGUUACGUUAAUAUAUAAAUAUUCUAUUCUA
Messenger RNA from Varanus komodoensis (Komodo dragon), 4220 nucleotides. RefSeq names its product tyrosine kinase non receptor 2 (gene TNK2). The record is from RefSeq and is a predicted model, not a curated record. Gene Ontology annotation, molecular function: ATP binding; protein binding; protein serine/threonine/tyrosine kinase activity. The transcript has 17 exons. Gene Ontology annotation, cellular component: extrinsic component of cytoplasmic side of plasma membrane. Gene Ontology annotation, biological process: signal transduction; regulation of keratinocyte differentiation; protein phosphorylation. The coding region runs from base 617 to 3892 and encodes 1091 amino acids. Lineage: Eukaryota; Metazoa; Chordata; Lepidosauria; Squamata; Varanidae.